This is a messenger RNA of Apis dorsata (giant honeybee), 548 nucleotides long. RefSeq lists its product as uncharacterized. The transcript is spliced from 3 exons. The record is from RefSeq and is a predicted model, not a curated record. Lineage: Eukaryota; Metazoa; Arthropoda; Insecta; Hymenoptera; Apidae. Bases 187 to 507 code for a protein of 106 amino acids.
AUCUAUUUUAAAUAUAUUAUUUAUAAGGAUUUUUCUCUUAAAAAUUUUCCAUUCCUAUUUGUGAGCAAUAUGAAAAUAUGUAUCAUAAUGUAUUUUGUAACUUAUUGAGAAGAGGGAGUAGUGCUAAUGAGCCUCUAAUAUCUAGUAUAAAAGAAUGCUUGCUUUAAAAUCAAGACAUUGUUGAAAAUGUUGUGUAACAGUGAAAUUGAUCGAAGCUUUAAAACUUUUCAAAUGUUGUAUUUAAUAUUGUUUUUAUUCAAUAUAUGUAUACAAUUAAGUAUAACAUUAUCUGUAUCUAAUAUGAAUUAUAAUACAACAGCUAUGUUAGCAAAUGAAUCAUCAUCAUCAAAUAAUUCAAUUGGUGAUAAUUUAUAUGUUAUAAAAGCAAUGGUAUAUGAAAUUGGUAUAUUAACAGAUGCAGAUAAUACAACUAAUAAUAAUACUGAAAGACAGGAAGAAGUAAAACUUUCAUUUUAUAAUCCUCCUAAUGAAAACAAUAAAUCAUAAAUUGGACAUUAUUAUUUAAUAUUAUUAAAUUAAUUUCAAUA